Messenger RNA from Xiphophorus hellerii (green swordtail), 498 nucleotides. It is a transcript of the gene fip1l1a, whose product is annotated as FIP1 like 1a (S. cerevisiae). Lineage: Eukaryota; Metazoa; Chordata; Actinopteri; Cyprinodontiformes; Poeciliidae. Gene Ontology annotation, biological process: mRNA processing. The record is from RefSeq and is a predicted model, not a curated record. The coding region runs from base 1 to 498 and encodes 165 amino acids. The transcript is spliced from 5 exons.
AUGGGUCCUGAUGAAGACGACGACCCGUUUCAAUGUUAUUCUCAUAAUGAUGCAGAUAACAGCGGCAUCAUUGUGAUUUCUUGCAGCUCUGGGCAGAUACCUGAGGAUCCUGAGUUCAAUUCUGAAAUAAGGACAGAUCCAGUUGGCUGUAAAAACGAGGAGGACGAAGAUGUGGUUCAGAAUAUCCAUGAAGUCAAAGAGCCAAAGCAGGAUGUGGAGCCUGUAGAGGAAAAGCCAUGGAGGAAGUCUGGGGCUGAUAUCACGGAUUACUUUAACUACGGUUUCGAUGAAGAAAGCUGGAAGGCGUACCGUAUGAAGCAUGCUAAGCUCCAAGCAUUCCAAGCACAACAUAUCGCUAAUGUCAUGAGGGAGCAAGCUAAAUAUGAAGUGGAGGUGAUGUGUGCUUCUUCUAAUUCAGGCAGACCAUCUAGGAAAUCCUGCAGGUCAGUAAGAUGGUUUUUUGCUGUGACUGUGUGCAUCCUUGUUAGUCCUAGUUAG